Molecule: messenger RNA, 4632 nt
Organism: Coregonus sp. 'balchen'
Lineage: Eukaryota; Metazoa; Chordata; Actinopteri; Salmoniformes; Salmonidae
Source: the annotation of a GenBank genome assembly
AUGUCGGAGCGAUCUCAGAGCCCUAUUUCGGAUUGCAACAGCCGGCCUGAUGACUUCAGCCGGCCAAUGUACGCCCAGGCCUUGAGUCAAGAGGGGUUUGGAGGCACUUCGCUCCAGAUCCCUCACGGUGUUCUACAGCACCAUAGUCUUCUAUUCAACAAGACUGCAUACAACGGGAUGCCUCCAACAACACCUCAAACCUUUUUCCAAUUCCCACCAGUCGGUGGUGACUAUAGGGCCUCCGAUUUACAAGCCGGUGACUUUUGCCAACCCAAACAUUGGUAUCCCAUCGCCGCUCCCGAGUACACCGGCCAGGUACCGAGGGCUGCAGUGACUACGCAGGCCACACACCUGAGCCCACCCAUUGCCGAAGCCAGGGAACAAAUGAAGAUGCCUGAGAUAAAGAUUGAGAAGGAUGUCAAUGACGAGUACGAGGCAAAGAUUCAACAGUAUCCAACUCCGUCGUCCGCUGUGGCUCACGGGGUUUACUACUCGACCCCAUGGAACCCAUCGUUUUGGCCCGGCCUUCCCCACAUCACUGCUGCAAGUUCCAAUACUCAAAACCUUAACGCCAUACCCUCAACAUCGUCUUCAACAUCCCCAUCGCUCUCGCCGUCACCCCCCAGUAAUGGGGUACCCGGGAUCACGUUCAACGGGAGCGCAAGCCAAGGUGCCCAAGCGCAAACCUCUACCCGAAGCAAUGGAUCCUCCAGCGGUGGGUGCAGUGACUCCGAGGAAGAGGUGAGUCUGAAAAUGGGCCUAUGUACGGUUAUCCCCAUGGUCAUUGUUGUACUAUUAGCCUAUGUGUUUACCCUGGAGCCUGUCUAUUAAUAAAUGAAAAAGUAAGGGUUGGGACAUGUUUCCUAAAGUCGUUGGUAAUUGUGCCUCUUUAACAGGAGAACCCUUCAACUGAGGAGCUGGAACUGUUCGCCAAGGAGCUGAAGCACACGCGUAUAACCCUGGGUUUCACACAAGCAGAUGUAGGCAUGGCUCUAGGCAACCUUUAUGGUGAGUUUGUAUUAUGUGGUGUACACUAAAACUACCAUUAGCCUAUGUCAUAGCUGAACCUUGCCCUUGUGUGCCAUUGUGACCUGGUGUAUGUUAAUAAUUAUUUGGUCUUUGAACUUACUGAGUGUUCCCUUAAAUUGGCUUAGGAAACCAUAGAAUACCAUGUUCCUUGUGUUUGGCACCUACUGUAGUAGUUGCCGUGUCAACUAGGGAUUAACAUGGGUAACCGGGUUCCCUGGACCAUUUCCCGAAAAAAUAAAAUGACAAUACCCGAGAAAUGAAAUUUCCCCGAUAUCGCACUAAUGCAAUUCCACAAAAUACAUAAUGUGCAGCAGCAGAUUGUGCCAUGUUUCUGUUGCCGUUAUCCAAACAGGUUGUCCCAUUGACACCUAUAGUGUAUUUACUUCACACAAUCGCCAUAAAUUCAAAGCACACGCAUAACUGACACAGCUGCACUGUACACCAGACCCAAAUGCACUUUAGACUUACAUUUUACAUUUUAGUCAUUUAGCAGACGCUCUUAUCCAGAGCGACUUACAGUUAGUGAAUGCAUACAUGUUUUUAUUUAUGUAUUAUUUUUUAUACUGGCCCGUGGGAAACGAACCCACAUCCCUGCCGGCCAAACCCUCCCCUACAUUGGACGACGCUAGACCAAUUGUGCGGCGCCCAUGGGUCUCCCGGUCGCGGCUGGCUGCAACAGAGCCUGGACUCGAACCAGGAUCUAUAGUGGCACAGCUAGCACUGCGAUGUAGUGCCUUAGACCACUGCGCCACUCGGAAGUUCUAACUUCUCAUUAGAACUGAAAAUUCGAUCCCGUUCUGAAUUAAGACCGGAGCUGAAGCCCGAGCCCAGGACUGGUCCAACAUCACAGAAAUUAAAUGAGUCCCAACGGGUAAAAAAAAGCCAGAUUUCUAGAAAACAGUACACUAUAUUGAUUUAAACUGGUGUUGAGAACAUUGCGGUGGCGGGCGGCAGCUGAGUGAGGAGACAGGAAACAGCCUUUGGGAGGAGAAAGUGAAAAGGAAAGCUCACCAUAGUUAUGUUCAACUGAAUGGUGAUCAACUAGAUGAUCAUUUCAGCACCGUUUUCAUUGGGACAGCGCCAUCGCGCUGCCUUGAGACAAGCGUGGGCGACUAGUCUAGAUAAAUCCAUUUCAGAUUUUUUUUAAUUUUAUUUUUUAUACUUAAUCUCCGUUUGGAUAUUUGGUAACAAUUAAGUUGGGGGAAAUGUUAGGUAAGUAGAGGUCGGUGCUAAUUAAUAUUUUUAUGAUAAUUUAGUUUGCUCAUAUUAGCUGAUCAGAACAGUUUGCUAGCCUGUUAUACAGGUGGAUUUUGCACUUCCAUCGCGUAGUAGCCUGGCCAACUCCCGACCAAAAGCCAAGGUCUGUAUAUUUGGUUAAUUGAUAUGUCUGGACAAGUGGAAGUGGUAGCUCAUUUAUUCGUUUGCUCCUCUAUCGCUGAUCAGGAACAUUUAGCAUGCAAUAACGUAGCCUAAAUCAAGUGUCGUUUAUCUAUUUACUAUUUUCCUGUCAUCCCAAUCCCACUGAAACCCCAAAUCCUGAUCCUGUCUCGCAUGACAAUUCCUAACUUUAUUAUGUAAUCCAUAGGUUGCAUUAUCAAAUCACGUCUCGCCUAUGCAUGUCAAAAAACCGCUAUAACAUUUCCCCCGCUUCUCUGCGCUUUCUCGUAUUGCUGCCUAUAUGAGAGCUUCGGUAGAGUGAUCAACAAACGCUUUUUUUUUUUAGCAGUUGGUCCCGGUUAAGAUGCCUUGAAAUUUAAACAAGUUCCUCUUCCUCUCCCCGUUAUUCAUGAGCUGAUCUGCUAUCUGUAGAAUCAACUCGAUUUUGCCAAAUAGGACGUUUUGGCAUUCGUUGGUUAUCUAGCAAGCUUAGUGACUUUGGUCACUUGACUUUGUUUGACUGCUGUUUAUGAUUCGACAACGCUAUGGCCAACUCGUGGUGCACCCUGUGUCGAGAGAGCCUAGGCCUUUUAUUUAUUUUUAUUUCACCUUUAUUUAACCAGGUAAGCCAGUUGAGAACAAGUUACAACUGCGACCUGGCCAAGAUAAAGCAAAGCAGUGCGAUAAAAACAACAGUUACAUAUGGGAUAAACAAAACGUACAGUCAAAAACACAAUAGAAAAUCUAUAUAGUGAGCAGCCUACUGCUGAAUUAAUUGAGGAACAUAACGCUCUGAAUUUAUGAACGGCCUGUUUCGCAAUUCACAAAAAUGUUAUUUGCGAGCAGUUACACUCUCAUUACUAAAUAACAGUUUAUCUUGUGAAAUCUUUCCAUAGUGGUGCAGCAAAGACGUCAAUUUGCCUCAGUGACAAUCAUAUUUUGGGAGAAUCCUGAGUGACCAUAUCUUGAUUUUAAAUGGGCACUUCCGAUUUUUGCGGUAUUUCCCGGGAUAAAUAUGAAUUAUUCCCUGUAUUGAGACCUGGUAGAUGUUCGGGAAAAUAUUAAUCCCUACUGACAAUUACUUGUUCUCUGUUUAGGAAAGAUGUUCAGCCAGACGACAAUCUGUCGUUUCGAAGCCCUCCAGCUCAGCUUUAAGAAUAUGUGCAAGCUGAAGCCCCUGCUCCGGAGAUGGCUGAAUGAGGCUGAGACCUCUGACAACCCCCAGGAUGUGAGUAUUCUUCUAACUGAUCUCUUUUAUUAUUAGAUUUGUUUUGUUUAGAAUCACUGCUGGUCCAGAGCUAAAUCUGGUUUGCACAAUGUGUCUAGGAUGCCAUCUUGUGGAUAGAAAUGCCUGAACUUCCCAUGCCCAACCAGAGUAAUAUUUAUUAGAAAAUGUUCACCAUUUAAAUGUUAUCUAUUCAGCAUUUGAUAUUUGAGGGGGACCAAUAGCAUUAAGUCCUCUGGAAUGGACCAAAGCACACUGCAAUGGCCCAGUCUGAAUGUGAGUAUGUUUGUGUCCCCAGAUGUACAAGAUAGAGCGGGUCUUUGUGGACACCAGGAAGAGGAAGCGGAGGACCAGUCUGGAGGGUUCGGUGCGCACGGCUCUGGAGUCCUACUUUGUCAAGUGCCCCAAGCCAAACACCCAGGAGAUCACACACAUUGCAGAUGACCUGUGUCUGGAGAGAGACGUGAGUCCCACACAGAUACAGCCUCCCCUCAUUUCCUCUCGGUCACCUACUGCACUUUAUUUCCCCAAACCUGCAUGGCAGUUUAGUUUAAGUUGCUUUUAGAUUAAAUGGAACGUAAAUACAUUUAUGGUAAAUAUGCUUUUCCUGCUUGUGUUGCCAUGGUUUGAAUCUUAGUGCUGUAUGUGUUAACUUAUCAGACCCUGUCAGGUUCUAUAUUUAAAAUAUAGGAAGUGGGGAAAUGUUUAUUUUUUUUGGGACAGCAUAUGACUGUUGUGUUCGACAGGUGGUGCGUGUGUGGUUCUGUAACCGCAGACAGAAGGGAAAGCGCCUGGCCCUCCCUUUCGAUGAGGAGUGUGAAGGACAGUACUACGAGCAGAGCCCACCUCCGCCACACAUGACCCACUCCCCCCUCCCAGGGCAGGGGUACCACCUAUCCAGCCACCCCGGGCCCCCCACCUUCUAUAUGCCCCCCCUCCAGAGGCCAGAUGUCUUUAAGCAGGCCCUGCACCCUGGACUGGUGGGUCACCUGACCAGCUAA